CUUCGGUGUUGUUUUGGCUGCAAAGAGAAAGCCCGUUUUGUCGUGUAUAUUUUAAUAUAUAUUCGCCAGGUAAUAUCGUACUAAUCAUGCCCGGACAGGAUUCGGUUACUGUGGCCAUCGGUCCGCAGAAAUCAUCAGGUUUUGUCUUAAAGAAGAUCAUGAAUAUUCCGCCUCCAAACAUACUGGAGGGUCAAGACGACGAUAUUGAGAAGGAGAAACAGAGUGUGGGCGGUGAUGGGUCGUCAGGUGGGGGUGUCAGUGGUGGUUCAGGGGGCAUCACGGCCUCACUCACCCCCACCAUCUGGGACAAGACCAUCCCGUACGACGGCGAGAACUUCCACCUGGAGUACAUGGACCUGGAUGAGUUCCUGCUGGAGAACGGCAUUCCCGUGACGCUGGAGGAGGAGUUGAAUAAAGGUCUGGAGACGGAGCGGCGCGGUGGCGAGACAGAGGGGUCCUCCACAACCUCAGAGGAGCUGGCGGCCGUCCCAGAGAUGCUUGAGGAGGAGGAGGAGGAAGAAGAGGAGGAUACUCUCACUGAUGCAGCAGAACUGGAGUUGACGACGAAAACCAAAGGUGACGCAGGUCGCUUGACGCCCACCCCAAUCGACCCGGAAGAGAUCGAGGUGAACAUGGUGUUCCAGCCCGACCCCACAGACCUGGUCCUGUCCAGCGUUCCCGGAGGAGAACUCUUCAACCCACGAAAGCAUCGCUUCUCAGAAGACGAGCUGAAACCACAGCCAAUGAUCAAAAAAUCCAGGAAAGUGUUUGUUCCCGAGGAUGCAAAGGAUGACAAGUAUUGGUCGCGGAGGAAGAAGAACAACGUGGCGGCGAAACGUUCACGCGACGCUCGCCGCCUGAAGGAGAAUCAGAUCGCCGUUCGCGCCUCAUUCCUGGAGCGAGAAAACGCGGCAAUGCGGCAGGAAGUGGCCGAGCUGCGGAAAGACUGCGGCCGCUGCAAGAAGAUCAUGUCCCUGUACGAGGCCAAAUACGGAGCGCUGUAAGGGACAAAAUUCAUCAAGACACACCGCAAUCUCCCCUGAAAAAUUCACACCGUUUCCGCAGCUGGGGAUUAUGGGUAAUUUGUGUACAUUUGGUGGGUGGAUGAGUGGACGCUAGAGCACACGUUUAAUUCAGUAAUGUUUUCAAGAGUGUUAUGUUCAGUGGAUAUCAGGAAGUAAACUUGGGUUUAAUAGACACAAGGUCUCUUCUGUAGUGAAAGUGCCGUUGAGAGAGAAAUCCACCCUGGAAAAUUAAAACACAAAAUACUGCAUAAUUUCACCUCACAAAGCAUGAACUCGACUCAUCAUACCUCAUUACACUCCUCCCCACGACCCCAAUGUGGCUGCCAGACAGACCUUCACCUCGACUAGCGAUGAAAGCGGCGAGUUUAGAGCUUUAUUCAGUGCGAAAGAGAUGAUGGCGCCCUCUGUGGCGGAACGGAGGAAUUGCAUAUAGCGAUAAUCAAGAGUUAAGAGUUGGAGGUCAAUAUGAGAGGUUGUUUUGGUCAUGGUAACUGACCCUCCUGUGUCCUCCCCUUAUUUGCACUUGACACAUGUCUGAUUGUGUACAAACAUGUACAAGAGGUUAUUCACGCGCACGACCCACUAUAUGAAGCAAUGGUUUCGUCUCUUUUCUAUAAAAACGAGUGCUAGGAAGCUUUCAGAGGGUGAGCGAUGACGUCAGGGUGUUUGUGGUUGAUAACAGAGGCGUUGUCCCACCACCCCUCUGUCAGGCUCCUUCGUUUUCAGGACUGUAAAUAUACACUUGUUUCUCUCCACUGCACAUUUUUAAGGUGUAUUAUGUACAUGUGUGAUAUUUCUAUAGUGCAGAUUUUUUGAGUCUACCUUAUAGUGAUUGUAUAACUUCUACAAAGAGCUUCUACUCCGUUAUAAUUCAUCUUGAUGGUGACAAGCAAAUGUUAUUCAGACAAUAACGAAAUAUUUCUUAGUUGAAACAGGAACGUUUGUGCAGGGAUUUUAACUGUCAGUUGACUAAUCAGAUAGAUUGUUUGUUUUUUAGUUUCAGGGUUUAAUCCAAGGCAAUAAUACAUCAUUCGUCUUUACCUCAGAUUAGAUGUUUCUGUGUUGUAAUUUAAUUCUUGUGUUUUUAUUCGUCGUUAGCAGUGCUCUUCUAUGGGGUGCUGUGGAAUCGGCAGCUCAGCUCUGUUGUGUGCACGAUAAACGUGUGAUUAAUGGGUCUCAUUCACAAAACUGUUGUGCAUAAAACUUUGCAUUCUGUUUAAAUUGUUUGUAAAACCAUGUUCAUGUCAAUUUGUGUAACAUCUAAAUUGACACAUGGACAUAGUUUUUAAAACCAUUCUUGCAUAAAUUACGCAUUGCAUAAAUUUUACGUUUCAAUUUAAAUUGCUGUAUUCUGUGUAAACCGUUAAUUUUUGAAUAUCACUUAAUAAUUAUUGCGCAAAUUGAUGCGUUACUUAAAAACGUAAGAGUCAAAUUCUGUGUAAACCGUUCGCAGAAUAAUUAUUGCGUAAAUUGACGCAUUACUUAAAAACGUAAGUCAAAUUCUGUGUAAACCGUUCGCAGAAUAAUUUUUGCUUAAAUUGACGCAUUACUUAAAAACGUAAGUCAAAUUCUGUGUAAAUCGUUCACCAAAUUCUCAUGUAAAUUGAUGCAUUGCAUUAAAACCUACAUUGUCCCAUUCUGUGUAAAUCAUUUGUUAAACAAUAGCUUUAUUGGUUUACGAAGGAUUUACACAGGAAUGUGUUUUAUGAAUGAGGCCCAAUGUGUGAGACGGCAUAAAAACAUGGGAAUUAUUUAUUAUAAUUAUUAAUUGUUGUUACAUUGAUAUAGGAUCUGUAUAUGGAGUCAGUGACAUCAUCAGAGCCACCGUUCUUCGUUGGUAUUCCAGACAACAUGAGAGGGCCGUGAGGUUUCCGAAGCGUUUAGGGGUUAUAUUUUGAUAUGGAGGAAAAGCCAUAGUGGGCUUCGUGUGAUUAAAGCUGUCACGGUCGGGUUUUAUUAACGUGCAUCACAAAGUGUACUUACAUUUUAAUUUUCCCGCUGAAAAUGAACAAAACAGAAUUUCUUGGGGAUAAAAACUGUAUUUUUAUGGGUUCAGUUUCUGUUUAGUCAAAAUAAUGUAUUCAUUCAAAGGAUUGUGUUUUUGUGAACCGGUUGAAAAACGCACAUUUACAGGCAUGAAAGAUUGUUUAUCAGCUGAGUGCAUGUGAUGUCAUAGUGCAGUGGGCGUGUCCUUCCCUUCCACACAGAUAAACACGGUGACUGUUGCAUUCUUUAAUGUUUGUUUCUCACUUUACAUGUUUCAAUUAAUGUAUUCUGCAAGCCAAACACAUCUAGAACGUUCCAGUCAAUCUGUAUCACUGUGUUCAGAAGUUACAAGAACCAAACUUUGCUGGAUUUGUUUGUAUUUAGUUUUACGGCCAGUUUUGUGUGAGAUAAAUGAAUGCAAGUUCUUAGUCUGUUUUGUAGUUGUGACGUUGUACAAAUGAGUUCAAGCUUUAAAUCUGUGCAUAAACUCCAGAAGCUGAUUCUGUGUAGCAGUUUUAACAUGUGCAAAUCUGAUAUAUGAUGGUGCAUGUAAAAUGCAUUUAUGACUGGAGUUUAAUCUCUAUAUCCACGUAUAUCAGAUUUCUGUAUGAGGUUAUUAACACAACCAUGUAACGUUUCAUUUUAUAUAUAUAUUAGUACGUUUUUAAAAAAGGACUAUAUUUCUUUUUAAAGAGUGUUGUUUUAUAAAAAAGACACUUGUUUAUCUGAUGUGGGUCUCGUGUAUGUCUGGAUCAUGAAUAAAGAUAUAAAUGACCUUGCUGAGGUCGUGAUGGA
Messenger RNA from Xyrauchen texanus (razorback sucker), 3806 nucleotides. Its product is annotated as thyrotroph embryonic factor-like. Gene Ontology annotation, cellular component: nucleus. Gene Ontology annotation, molecular function: DNA-binding transcription factor activity, RNA polymerase II-specific; RNA polymerase II cis-regulatory region sequence-specific DNA binding. The transcript has 4 exons. The record is from RefSeq and is a predicted model, not a curated record. The coding region runs from base 87 to 1004 and encodes 305 amino acids. Gene Ontology annotation, biological process: regulation of transcription by RNA polymerase II. Lineage: Eukaryota; Metazoa; Chordata; Actinopteri; Cypriniformes; Catostomidae.